UUCAGACAGAGAGAGGGAGAGAGAGAGAGAGAGAGAGGAAGAGAGAGAGAGAGAGAGAGAGAGAGAGAGAUGGCAACGAGAAAGGCGUGCGGUGAUGCGCCCAAAAGGAGCCGGAGUCCGGUCGUGUUGGAGGCGGAGAUGUUCAGUGAAUUUCAGGACUGGUGUCUCCGGACUUAUGGAGACUCCGGUAAAACAAAGACGGUCACCCGGAGAAAAUACAACAAGAUCAUGCAGACACUGUUGCAGAACGACGAGUCGGACGGCGUGUACAUCGACAACAGCCACAUCAACGCCAAAUUCAAAUUCUGGGUGAAGUCCAAAGGGUUUCAGGUCGGAACCAACGUGUUGGGAGAGCACAACAAGAAGGGAGCUCCGGGGAAACCCGUCCUCUAUGUCCCGGUCAAGACCACGUGCUCAGAUGGGAAUUCGGCCCAAGAUAACUCCUCCCUGAAGCGCGUGGCUGUGGUAGAAGACUUCUUUGACAUCAUCUAUGCCAUGCAUGUGGAGAUGGGCGCCGACCCCGGGAGAGCGCCCAAACAUGCAGGCCAAAAGAAGACCUACAAAGCGAUAGCAGAGACCUACGCCUUCCUGCCCAGAGAGGCGGUGACUCGCUUCCUAAUGAGCUGUGGAGAGUGUCAGAAGAGGAUGCACAUCAACCCCAGCACUGCAGAGUUCAAAGAAAAUGACAGACCCACCUCACUGGUCCCGGACCUCAUUGAUUACAACAUGCCUCUUACUGCCACCUACCUGAAACAAAUGAAGCUGCAGUGCAUGACAGCCACUGAAAGGGAUGACAGCUCGGUGAGCAGCGAGGACAUGAACGGCGUUGAGCCCGCAUGGGUCGCAGCUGAGCAGCAGCCCCCAGUGCCUGAGCCCAGUCCACCUAACGGAGAGAGAGUCAGCAACCCAGCAGCCCCCAUUAAAGAAGAGGACGAUGACGACUCCUCGGAGAGCGGCAGCGCCAACGGGCUGCCGGCCCUGACCUCCCCGGAGGUGCUGGCUGUGGGUGGGAACCCCCCAGAUGGUGGGGCCCCUUACGGGGAGGUGACAGAGAACGGGCUGAGCGCUCCCCUGGACUUCAGCACCACCUCGCCCUCGUCCUCCUCAGAGGAUCAGCAGCCGGUCAAUCUGAGUGACAGACUGCUGCCGGCGGGGAGCUCGCCGCUGAACUCUUACCCCGCAGACGCCAACAGGAAGUACCCCAUCAAAACAGAGUACGCCAACAAGUCCCCUCCUUACAGCUCAGGAAGCUAUGACUCUGUGAAAACUGAACUGAGCAUGAGCGCUGAGGACUUGACCUCUGGUCGGGCACAGAUAAUCGACGACGACGACGACGAUCAUGACGACCACGAUGACAGCGACAAGAUCAAUGAUGCUGAGGGUAUGGACCCUGAGAGACUCAAAGCCUUCAAUAUGUUUGUGCGUCUGUUCGUGGAUGAGAAUCUGGACCGCAUGGUGCCCAUCUCCAAACAGCCCAAGGAGAAGAUCCAGGCCAUCAUCGAGUCCUGUAGCCGCCAGUUCCCAGAGUUCCAGGAGCGCUCCCGCAAGCGCAUCCGCACCUACCUCAAAUCCUGCCGCCGUAUGAAAAAGGGCGGUUUUGAGAUACGACCAACACCUCCUCACCUCACCUCUGCCAUGGCUGAGAACAUCCUCGCUGCUGCCUGUGAGAACGAAACCCGAAAUGCUGCCAAGAGGAUGCGGCUCGAUGUCUACCAAGCGGAUGAGCCCACCUCUGUUGACAAGACCAAUUCGAGGGACCCGGCCUCUGUGGCCCCGUCAGGGUUCACCAUUUCCAGCGCAGCUUUUGCCCAAGACCAGCUCUACACCAAUGGAGGCCUCAACUACAACCUGCGAGGAUAUGGGACGGUCGGCAGCAACCAGCAGAACUCUGGUGCUGCACACGCCAACGGUCCCACAGAUCUGAGUAUGAAGUCAGUCGGCCCGAACUCCACCUCCGCCAGCUCCAACAGUCACGGUCAGGGAGGCGGUGGCGGCGGAGCUUCGGCUCAGCUCAGCCCUCCUGAGGUCACGGCGGUGAGGCAGCUCAUCGCGGGAUACCGAGAGUCCGCCGCCUUCCUGCUCCGCUCAGCAGACGAGCUGGAGAACCUGAUCCUGCAGCAGAACUGAGUCCGAGCCGAACCUCCUCCUAGCCUGUCCAUCUCCGUCGCCCUCAGUCACACGUGUCUGGGCGGACUUUCAUACAAAGACACAAACGUACACGAGUGAUACCGCAGUGCACGGUGGGUCCUGUAGGUACGGUACCUUUACUUAUUCCCACGUGUUUAUGUGUUUGGACGGGCCGGAACAUAUCACAGGCUGAAAAAAUGUUUAUUUAUGCAUUUGGUUCACUUUGACCUUAGUGCCCUGUUAUCUGUAGCCACUCAUCCCAUUCAGUUCAUUUUACCACUUCAACCUCCAUUCGUCUCAGGAAGCGAUGAGCUAUGUGAAGGAAUGAUCUGCACUGGUGCACAGGGGGAGUACCAGAACCUUAAACUAGCUGUGACCAUGAUGCCACAUUGGCUCGUUUAUGCAGAUGUUUGGACAAAUUCAUAGUUGAAUAGCAGUGAUUUAGUGUCAUGACCUUGUUUCUAUUUUUACACAGAUAGAAAAAUGUGCUGUGCAGUGGUAUGAUCAGAUUGGGUCGUCUGAAUCAAGUCAUUUCUAAACGAGAAUUCUCUCCAAAUUCACUUCUGUCUCAUGGAGUGUUGCUUUCUGAAAGUCCGCAGAUGAAUUGCUGCUAAAUCCACUGACCUGUUAACCUCAAAAACUACUGAAGGAUAUGCUGACUUAAAUAUACGCAAAAAACAUGUAGAGAAAAGACUAAAAACAGGACAGUGUUUGACAGUUUUCACCUGAAAAGUUUGACCAACAAAACUAUACCUCGGUCCUGCUCUGUUGGAGUGGUUUCCAGAUUCUUCUAGGCAUGUGGUCACUAAGAGACAAAGACUCAUUACCCCAACGUGACUUUAUUUUCAGUUACUUUAUUACGAAUAUUUCUAUCACGGGCAAUUUCUCAUUACUUAAAAGGAAAUGAGGCUUUUAAGAAGCCUGGGUAUGCAAAUUGAGGUCACAGACACCUGUCAGGGAAAAAAAAGGAGAUUAAUAUAUUGUUUAGACUCUUGGUUUAUAACCAGUGCUACUGGAAAAGAGGAAAACGGUGCAAUAUUGAAGAUAAUCAGUAAUGGUGGGCUUACUGAAAUGGCUCUGUCAGACUUGCUGAAGCGUUUUAAGGCAAAAAAGCGGAGUACUUUACCACAAUCUCCUCCCGCUGUAACUGUCAAGUUGUAAAAAAAAAAAACAGAAACGAUAUCCCAUGCAGCAUUGUAGCCAAUUUCAAUGUUGUUGUUUGUUGUGAAUACUGAUCUUCAUCGCUAACCUCAUAACUGAGGCACUUUCAUGUAUUGGGAUCAGUCAUCCGUAGUGAUAAAAGGAAAUGGGACCUGGCAGAAAAAUGAGACUUAAUGUUGCACGUCUUUUUUUUUUAAAAAGUGGGUUUGUUUUGUGAAGGAUUUGUCCUGUGAGUUUUUAUUUAAAGUUAAAAAGGAGCACAUUGAGCUCACAUGCAUCGGUGUAACCCUAACAUCCACGUGGCUUUACUGGAUGUGAGUGUGUGUGUGUGGGCUGUAUCAUCCCCUCUGACCUCAGCUGUGUCAAACCCUCUCUCUCAUCUCCAUCAUUGAUAUCAUGUCUGAAAACACACUGUCUGAAAAGAAGCAAGAGACAAUCCUUGAAAAAGAUGUAAUCGCAUCACAGUUUACUCUCCCAGCUUUCUGCUAUGGUGUGUGUGUAUGUGUGUGUGUGCGUGUGUGUGUGCGUGUGUGUGGUCUGAGGGCACACGAGAGUACUCAAAGCAGAUCUAGAGCACAGUCUCACAACAGACACUUUUAAUGGUGAGUCACUCGGCACAAAAACCUGUCACGAAAGUGUGUGUGUGUGUAUUUUUAUUCCCUUUUUUCCGAUGGUGUAAGUGUUGGUAUUGACAGUAUGUUUGUGUGUAAGUGGAGUGACCCAGUUUGUACGGCAUCGCAGUAGGCUGAAACAUUCCAAACAAGGACAAUGACUCUUCAAGCAGCCGAAAAGUGGCUCGCACCUUAUUGAUUUGUCAAAGUUUAGAGAGAUAUAUUUCUGUAUUUAUCACAAAUCUUAUCAAAUUUAUCAGUUAUUUAUCAUGAAUCAGUCUAUUUCUCACCACCACCAGGCCGGUCUACAGUUGGAUUUACGCGCUAAACGACUAUUUUACAUUCCCAUGCCCGUGUGUUGGGAUGCAUUACAUUUACAUUUAAAUUCUUUUAUAUCUAUUGCAAGUUCGGAAGCACUUUAUAGCUCAGGAUUAAGGUAACAUAACACAGUGAUUUGAGUGUGUCUUUACCUCAUUUGGAAUAUCAGCUUCAGUUCAGUCAUAUUGAGAACUGAUCAUAGCAAAAGACAGAAGCAGCGCUCAGUCUGCUUUAUUAAUGAAAUAAAGCUCCUUCUUGAAAACCUUAUUGGGGCUCGGUUUGAACUUAUCACGGAGGGGUGUUUCAUAAAGGAGGCUCAGAAAAGCAGGAUUUGUUGUGAAAAGUCCGUCUUGAAUUUGCCUAAAAAAUGGAAUCAGGAUGAAUCUGUUUCAUAAAGCAGGUUUGGAGCUAAAUCUGGUUUAUUUCAGGAUGAUGAGGCGUCGCUCGUACGGAGAGAAUUAUCCCCUGAAUCUGCAGCUCCUCUCGACUUUAUGGAGCUUUAAAGUGAAUUUUGGCGUUUAUCUGUCGGGCCUGCAACUCCUCUUUUCGGCUGCGACAGGCAGCUGUUUUCAGCUAAAACACCACCUGCUCAGCACCAAACAGCAGACUGACACAGUUAGCGACUAGCUGGUGAACAUAAUGGAACAUUUAGCAGCUAAAGAGCAGAUAUUUCCCAAAAACA
This is a messenger RNA of Sebastes umbrosus (honeycomb rockfish), 4899 nucleotides long. RefSeq names its product nucleolar protein 4-like a (gene nol4la). The record is from RefSeq and is a predicted model, not a curated record. Lineage: Eukaryota; Metazoa; Chordata; Actinopteri; Perciformes; Sebastidae. The transcript is spliced from 11 exons. Bases 70 to 2127 code for a protein of 685 amino acids.